AUGCGUCUCUCUGUUAUCCUGUUGCUUUCUGAAUCAACAGCUCUCGUUGCCUCUGGCAGCACGCUGUCCAUCGAGACCGACGCUAAACCAAGGUCACUCCGGUCAAUCAAGUAUGCUGCCUACGCGGAAGAAGAACGCGGACUUGGCUUCAAUGCAAGCGAGCUAAAGAUUUUGAAGGGUUUGUCAAAUACUCAAUUCCACAGAAUGGCGAACGACCGCGAGUAUCUGAAAAUGAUUUUCACCUCGUGGAAACAAGGGAUGAAGUCGCACGAAGAGGCUGCACGGUACAUGAGAAGCGAAGGCGUUAGUGAUUCCGCGAUACGGCACUUCCUGGCAGCGUAUCAGCAACACAAGACUUAG
This is a messenger RNA of Phytophthora infestans T30-4, 360 nucleotides long. Its product is annotated as secreted RxLR effector peptide protein, putative. The record is from RefSeq and is a predicted model, not a curated record. NCBI's taxonomy places the organism in Eukaryota, Oomycota, Peronosporomycetes, Peronosporales, Peronosporaceae. The transcript has a single exon. The coding region runs from base 1 to 360 and encodes 119 amino acids.